AUGGGCAAUUCUUGGCCAACUGGUGUUGUCCAGGAAGAGACUGCGACCAGGGACAGAGAUAUCGCUCGCCGUUGGACUGAUGGAAAGUUGCCUGUGGUCAAAGAUACAACCAAAUUGAGCCAGGAUUCAUAUGGGCUAGACGAUGAUACGUUGGAAAACCCCCAGAUGCUGUACGUGUCCGGCCUCCAAAGCUCCUUUGACACGACCACCCUCGAGAUCGUCAGCGAAGCUGGCAAAUCGUCUACCUCGGCAGCGCAACGAGCUCCUCAGCGCAUAUCACCUCUGCAUCGCUGUGUUGCCUGUGGAGAAGAAACGGACUUUGUCAACGUGGUCCGCGCGCCGUGUCGACACGAUUAUGUCGUACCUGCCUAG
Talaromyces amestolkiae is the source of this 372-nucleotide messenger RNA. RefSeq lists its product as uncharacterized. The transcript has a single exon. Bases 1 to 372 code for a protein of 123 amino acids. Lineage: Eukaryota; Fungi; Ascomycota; Eurotiomycetes; Eurotiales; Trichocomaceae. The record is from RefSeq and is a predicted model, not a curated record.